AUGGCGCGAGACAAGCCCAUGGACAUGGGGAAGCAGCAGCUGAAGUGGGAGAAGAAGAAGGAGAAGAUGGAGAAGCGGGACAAGACAGAACGGGGCGCGAUGAGGAAGACGGAGAAGGACUUGAAGAAGCACCAAAAGGAGGAACUGCGCGAGCACAAGGACGAAAAGGUAAGAGGAACCGACCCGAAGGUGCAUUUUGCCCGAGCAGUCUUCACCGUGCUGUAUAUAGCCUCUGUGGUGAUGGGCUUCAAGCGCUGGGCAGAGGGUGAGGCCUCCGCCUUGUUCUCGUGGAUUGCGGGCUUCUCUGUCCUAACAUUCGUGUGGGUCUUGCUGCUCAGCGCAGCCGAAGCAUGGCAGGCUCGCCUAGAGAAGGUGGCCGCUCAGAAGGAUGCGGCUGACGCGAUUAAAGAUACGCUCGAAAGGAAGCACCAGGAGAAAGAGCGUGAGGCGCUCAGCCGCCAGCGACGGCAGCUGCUGCAACGUGAGGCACGAGAGCGGCAACAGCGCCGUGACGAGGAGGAGGCUUGUGCCUUGAACGCUGCGCGGGAGCUCGCCCGCAGCCUCCGGCGCCAGCGUGAGGAGCGCGAGGCGGCGGAGCGCAAAGCAGCGCAGGCACUGGCGACCAAGCAGGAAGGCGCUCGCGACGAGCACGGCUGGACGCAGGUAGAGUACCAAGCUCUCAAGGAGGCCGUGCGGCAGUACCCAGAGUCCUGGAGCCACUCGCGCAAACAGAGGUGGGACAUGAUUGCGUCUGAGGUUGGCCACCACAAUGCCAGGGCUUGUGAGGCCUGCUUCGGACGCCUGGAAGCCCGAAGACUCGCUGGGGCGGAAUCCAAGGGAUGCAAAGACGUCAAGGAUUCCGCCGCGAAAGGUCUUGCAGAUGACCUCGACUGGCUGGAGGACUCUGGCGCUGCAGCUGGUGCAGACUGGUUUCCGACUGAGGAGGACGAUGAUGAGGAGGACGAAGACGAGGAAGAGGAGGUCCACCGAGAGCGCAUGCCUAUCGAGCUGGAGCCAGAUCACAAGGGCACGGAGAUACGCCUCGAAGGAAUCAAGACCAUGCAAGGCUGUGCCACAGUGCAACUGGAGCUGCUCCACGUGCAGCUGGCCUGCGCCGACUGCCGGACCGCUGCGCAGGUCUACCUCUCCGGGGCUGACGAAGAUGCCGUGGACGCGAAGCUUUGGUGUGAGGGUUGCUCGGGGCUCAUUGCGGCUCGCCUGCGGCCCACGCUCUUGCACGCCGCCAGCUCACGGCUUUGCUACGUGGACUGCGUCCGCUGCCGAGUGACGGAUGUGCUGCCAUCAGUUCUGAUGAGUAUCUGCGAAAGCUGCCAUGCGGAAAACGUGCACAAGAACGAGUUUGUGCGCAAUCGGGGCAUCGACGGCACCUGUUUCGAGUGCCACGCCAAGUAUGCCUUCCGCGCGGAGUCCAUUCGCAUAGAUGAGAUCACUCCUUGCGAUCCUGGUGGCAAAAGUACCGGCACCAAGAAGUCCAUUGAUGAUCCGAUGGACGAGCUUGCAGAGGAGUUGAGGUACCUCCGCAAGAAGGCCAAGUCUGACCCGCGGCAGCAGCUGAUCAAGCUUGGCAGCCCGCUUCCGCAGAUGGGGGCGUGCAGGCACUUCAAGAAGUCCUACAAGUGGUACCGCUUCGCUUGCUGUGGGCGCGCCUUCCCGUGCCCACAAUGCCAUGCAGACUCGGGAUGUCCAGCGGCGGGUCUGGGCGCCCAAGCGAGCCGUAUGAUAUGCGGCAAAUGCUCUAUGGAACAAAGCUACUCGCCUGCUCGCCCCUGCGAAAAGUGCGGCUUCGCAAUGGUGGCAAAGGGCAGCGCCCACUGGGACGAUGGAAGCGGUACACGGAGCAUCACUGCCAUGUCGACCAAAGACUCCAAGAAGUUCAAGGGAGGAGUGCGGCAGGCAAACUCCAAGAGCAAAACGUCUUCGUCCAAGGCAGAGAGAGUUGGAGUCAAGGCUAAAGCGAAGCGUGAUCACGACAAGAAGUUUGGCCGGGACGCCUGA
This is a messenger RNA of Symbiodinium natans, 2016 nucleotides long. The record is from the annotation of a GenBank genome assembly. NCBI's taxonomy places the organism in Eukaryota, Dinophyceae, Suessiales, Symbiodiniaceae.